AUGUGGGGUGCGAAGAGAGUCCAGGACUACGAGGGCAAGGAUGUGAUCGAGGACUCGCCACCUAGUUCUCGCUUUCCCAAACUUGAAAAGCAAACCCCCGCAUCCGAAGCGACUACGCCCGCGGCGGACACCACGGAGAAGAAAGACGAACCGAAACCCAACCUCGUUCGGGCGGAACUCGAGAAACCUACCCCUACCGAAGCUCCGAAAAGCGAGGCUCAAGAGAGUGAUACACCCUCGGAAAUAUCAUCCUCCGAGUCUUCACCUUCGAGAAGCGCUUCCAUAGAAUCAAGCGAGAAGGAUUCCGACAUGGCGGAUAAGUCACCCGAGACGCUCGCGGCCGCAACGCCUGUCGGUGUCGCGAAGCCUGAAAGCGAUUCCCCGGAUGCAAAUCAAGAUCCGAAGGCUCCGCUGAACGAGGGAGGUUCGUCAGAACGUCUGGUCCCAGAUCCCACGCCGUCGUCUUCACGGGAAGAAGGAGUUCAAGAGAAGCCCUCGUCAUCGGCUCCUGCUAGUCCCAGUCAGGAACAGAGGAGCACAGGAGAAGAUGUCGUGGUCGAGAGUGAAAAAGAAUCACCGGCGGCUUCGACUCCGAUCGUCGAGAAGGCGACUGAAGAGGAGAAAUCCGCGGAAACCGCAGAAGCUUCUCCCUCGACAGCCGAAGCACCGGGAUCUUCAGCAUCAGCGGCGAGGAGUCCGACCGAGCAUGUCGGAAAUGCUCCCUCUGACCUUCCCGCGGAGACUCCCGUCGACGACAAAGCACCCGUGGAAGAAGAGGAAAAACCCGCACUUGCACUAGAUGGAACACCCGCACUCGCAGCUGAUCACGCCGACGUAGUUUCCGGAGGUUCUCCGGAUCACGGAGCCAGUGAUCCAUCUGCGCAACUCCCGGUCGAGCCGACAGCAGCUGUCGAACAUGACGAGAUCGCCGUCGAAAGUUCUGUCGAACCGACCGCAGCUGCCCCGUCAGAGACCCCUCUGGAGGCAGAAGCCGCUGCUGGGCCAUCGCAAUCUGAGGACUCCGUUGCACAAUCUUCCGGAGUCGAAGCGCCCUGCUCGGAAGAAACCGUCAAGGAUUCGACCGUGGAGGCUGCGUCGGCCCUGCCAGAGACGCAAGAACGAUCGUCAGGACCUGCUGCCGCGACACCAGCUCCGGCGGCUGCAGGAACUCUGGAGGGGGCUGCAGAAUCUCCGGAAGAGGCUGGUGCCGCGCAGGCCGAAGUCCAAGAGAAACCGAGCGCAGAGGAUUCCGGAAUCCAAGAGGCAGAUUCCCAUUUGCUCGACGAAGACAGUCAAGACCCUCUGCAGGAAACUCGGGCAGCCGGGGAUUCGUCGCUUAGUGAAACACAAGCGAGGAACGUCGAUGGAGUUGCCGUCGAACGGCCAGGCGAUGCAGAAGAGGAUUGGUCGGACGAAGAGGAAGAAGAUGAGGGAGCCUCGUCUUUCGAUAGGGAGCAUGGAGCUCCCCUGUCGAAAAAAGGCGAGGCCGUCUCGGACGAAGACGCUAACCUAGACUUCGAUGAGGACAAGAGUAAUCCACAAUAUAUCCCGAAGAAGGGUGCUUUCUACGAGCAUGAUGACCGUCGCGGAACAGACGACGAAGACGAAGCUGCUGAAGAAGAGGCCAACAAGGACAAGGAGACCGAGGAGUCAGAAGCGGCUGGCGGCUCCAAGGACAGUCCUGAACACCGUCGUGCCCAGCGAGUUCUCCAAAGCGAAACGAAGGACCGCUGGGACCACGACAUGUUCGACCCGAACGAACAAGGCCCUAAAAGUAGCGACGAACUCGUCCAACAGUACGGCUACGACAUUCGCGACGAGUCAUCAGCACCGCGAGCUGCUAGGCGGCGUAGGUACGGCCGUGGUCCCAAUAAGUACACACGAGAUUGGCAGGACGAGAAGGCAUACCACGGUAAGACCCACAACGCCCAGGAGCGCCGAGAAAAAGAAUUCCACCCGCGAAGGGAUGAUUUCCCUUGUUUGCCGUCGGCACAAAGACCGCGCGACCAGCAAAACCUCAAAGAGUCGAAGGAGCAUCAACAGCCGAGAGACGACAGACCGGAACAGCACCCGAGAGAAAAUCGCCGACAAAGCGACCGCGGCGAACGUCCGGAGAGGAGUGAAAGACCGGAGACUAAAGACCCACGUCGCUCAGACCAGGGCCGGGACAACGUUCGGAAGGAUAGAAGAGCUCAGAACUUCGGCGCCGGGCCAGCUCCGCCUCCGCGUAACGAUAACCCACGCUUCGAUAACGCUCUCCGGGGGGGUGCUGGCCCGCCCAGAAGAGACUUCGUGCCAGAAGUCGACACUGGGCGUCGAGGUGCAGGGCACGAGAAAUGGCGGAUGGAGGCGACCGAGAACAGAGAUCCCGGACGCAGACUGAUUGGCUGCGGCGAGCGAGAACUCCGCUGGCGCAGAGAAGGUUCGGGUCGUUUCGGCGACCAUCGGGGAUCUGGAGGUUACGAUUUGCGCAACAAGCUCGAAGCGAACCGUCACGAAAACCCGCGCUUCGACAAUAGGAAGCCCCCACGGAACGAUGGCUGGACAGGAGGCGACAACGGUGGACACCGAGAUCACGGCCACAGAGAUAAUGGCGGCGGCGGACGUCCAAGAGGAGCUGAUCACCGCGAUUUCCGAGAUAACGGCCAUCGGGAAAACUUCCACAGAGAGAACUCCCACCGCGAGAAUUGGAGGGACAAUCGUGAACGAGACAAUCGAGAUAAUUCCUAUCGAGAUAAUCGCGAUUCCGGAAGAGAUCCCCGCGACUCUGGUAGAGGGGAUGUCCGAGAGUCUGGGAGGAACGAUUCCCGAGACGCUGGACGGGGAGACGUUCGCGAAGGAGGGCGGGACAACCGCGACGGUGGCCGAGAGAUCAUCAUGCGGCAGGACCGCAAGAUCGGUUCAGGGAGGACGCAAGAGCCUCGCAACAGCAGGAAGCCCGUCGAGCCCAGAAACGGGGAAUUCGUAGAGCAGCGGCGUCCGUCCGACGAGAAGAGACAGCACGCUCCCCAGCAGAAUGGGAACACCGUCGAAAGCAAACGGUAUACUCAGCAGCGGGCUGCGGCCAGGGGAGAGGCGGCCCAAGGCGCCGUUCCUCCAGCCCAAGCUCAACCAAAUGCACCUCAAGGAGCGCAACCGCAGCCAGCGGGCCAUCAUGCGCUGCCGGCACCUCCUCGGCAAUCGCACGCUCCGCAACAAGCAAUACCACAGGCGCACGUAUCUCAACAGCAGGCUUAUUACGAGCUCCCACCCGCUCCGGCGCCCUAUUUCGUUCCGCAGUUCGACGGGGCUGCGGGGCCGCCCCAGAACUUCAUCCAGCCCAACCCGUUCAUGAAUCACCCCACGGCGUAUAUCGCUCCCCCGGCCCCAGCGGCGCACCCCUACAUGAUAAGUCCCGAGGGACCCGUGGCCGAGGUGUACGCACCCGCGCCCGGGAACAACGGGGCUCCCGGAGGGAUCACGUACUAUUCUGCUACUCAGCAGAUGUACAUGCCCCAUCAACAGCAAUCGCAGCCCCGUAGGAAGGCCGCGAUUCCUAUCAAACCGCCUCCAGAGGCGAAACAUCAGCAAGUCGAACCGCUCGAGACUUGAAUUAGGUAGCAAUAGCUUGUACUAUAAGGGUCAUUUCAGCGACCUCUAGUCUUCCAACUGGGAAGGGCUUCCGGGAGCGAUUCUCAGCUGGAAGUGGAUACAACACGACUUUUUGAUACAACACGAGAUAGUCGUGCAUAUUUAAUGUGGUUAGACGUCAGUAGGAGCUAGGAGAUCAAGUCGCUUCAGGUCACAAAGACAGUUUUUAACAUAAUUCAUAGUAUAAAUGAUCUUCAGCUUGCACACCAUCAGAACACAUCUUUCCACGGGACUCCCAGCCCGUUCUUCGCAAAUCUUUCCAUCCGAUUUCGUGCAGCCUCAUCUCCUACUUUCUUCUAUCCAUUCUUCACCAGUUCAUGAAUCCAU
Molecule: messenger RNA, 3957 nt
Organism: Galendromus occidentalis (western predatory mite)
Lineage: Eukaryota; Metazoa; Arthropoda; Arachnida; Mesostigmata; Phytoseiidae
Product: protein PRRC2C-like
Exons: 6
Coding region: 1-3591 (1196 amino acids)
Biological process (GO): mRNA processing
Cellular component (GO): exon-exon junction complex
Molecular function (GO): mRNA binding
Source: RefSeq, a predicted model, not a curated record